AUGUCGAUUGGAACGUCGCUACUUGUGCUGGCAGUGCUCGCUGCUGCAGCUAUGGCAGCUACAAGCGAGUCAAUUGAUUGCGUCUCCCGCAUCGAUGUCGAAGCGCCGGAAAACAGCGGGUUCGAAACCGGCUUCAACUGCGUCAAUAGCAGCCCAUCGUGGGCUUGGCGGGUGUAUGCUGUUGGCUAUAACGCAAACAACCAUGUGUACAACGACGUGGGUACCGGCUUUGCCACUAUGAAGGCCACAAACUCGGAUCAGAACCUGCUGUAUGUCUUCGGCCAGAUCGGAGGCUAUGAGUUUGUCAACGUUCCGAGCGCCAUUACCGAGCCUCUGCAGCUGGCGCCGUCGGCGGACACGCUGUACGCAAUCACAGGGCCGACGUCUGCGAUGGUGGCGUGGGCGUACGACAGCCAUACCGUUGUCACGCUCUUUGAUCCGUCGACGGACAAGGCGCUGGCCGGGUGCACGCUCGUUGCCGACUCGUCGUACGGACUGGGCGCAGGUGAUGCCAGCACGCUCUACUCGACCUGGACCUGUAGCGACGGAUCGGCAGCUGUGGUUGCCGUCAACACCACCAGCCAUGCCAUCGCCAGCUACGCUGUCGGUGGCAAGGUAGUCUCGUCAACGCUCGACCGCGCGUCGCGCGCCACCUACGUCGUUGUCGCAGGACCGACGGGCAAGACGGUGAUGCAGCUGGCCAGGUCCGGCACCAUUACCCCUAUCACCAUGCCCACCAGCGAUCCGACCGCCCUUUUCCCGUGGCCAGCCAUUGCCGAUGGCAUCUGCACGGCCACACAGACCUCGGACACCUCCAAGUUUGCCGCCAACUGCGGCUCUGUCGGCGGCAAGAACGCCACCAUCAUCAUCCCGGUCUACAAGGGUGCCGGACCGCUCUCUCUUUCGAACUUCCAGGUCGCGGCCUGCUAA
This is a messenger RNA of Thecamonas trahens ATCC 50062, 930 nucleotides long. RefSeq lists its product as uncharacterized. The record is from RefSeq and is a predicted model, not a curated record. NCBI's taxonomy places the organism in Eukaryota, Apusomonadida, Apusomonadidae. The coding region runs from base 1 to 930 and encodes 309 amino acids. The transcript has 2 exons.